This is a messenger RNA of Dentiscutata heterogama, 839 nucleotides long. The record is from the annotation of a GenBank genome assembly. NCBI's taxonomy places the organism in Eukaryota, Fungi, Glomeromycota, Glomeromycetes, Diversisporales, Gigasporaceae.
AAAAACUAGAAAAAUGGGGAAUGUUAGGAGGGCCAACAACAAGAAUUAUAGAAUAUAUUGAAAAGCUUAAUGAAACAAAAUUACGUAGUUUCUCAUCAUAUAAAACCCUGGAUGAGCUAAAAGACGUCCUUCGCAAGUAUAAAGUCAACGGUGAAAAAAUUACAUUUAUAAAGCAAUUUAAUCCAGUUUACGAAGAAAUUGGUGAUGGUGAUAAGGAUCUCAAACAGUGUAUGAAAGAAAUUAUAUUGAGACUUUCGAAUUUGGAAAUCAUGCAAGAUAGUACCAAUGAAGCUACCCGCUGUAUUUUUAUUACAUCUAUCCUGAAUGCUUCAAUAGCAAUUACACGAAAACUUACCAAUGAUGAAGAAAUAUAUAUUGCGUACCAAGAUGAUGUAUCUGGUGAAGAUAGUGUUGGACGUGUUGAUUAUUCAAUCAGAGGAAAUGAGGAUCUUAUAUGUAUAGCUGAGGGAAAGCCACGUAAUGUUGAAAUCGGUUAUCUCCAAAAUAUAAAGCAACUGGAAAGUGCAAGCAUUAUGAAUAAAAGGAAACGAAACGCAGAACAGGCAUUUCAAAAUGAUGAUGAUGAUUAUCUUUACGGAAUAGUCUCUACAGCUACGGAAUGGCAUUUUAUUAAACUUUGUGCAGAAGGGCUAUAUUGUACCAGUAAAAGUGAAUACCGAAUAAAUUUAUCCAAAACUGCAUUAAAGGAGGAUCUUGAAUCGAUUAAGAGGGGUGUUAAAAAGGUGGUUGGGGUUGUUGUUGGUCUUUUGAGGGAUAGGAUUACAAUGUGUGAUGAGCAUGAAAUUAAAAAACGUCGUAUCCAAGAAUCUAAAAAAUGA